Camellia sinensis is the source of this 864-nucleotide messenger RNA. The record is from RefSeq and is a predicted model, not a curated record. NCBI's taxonomy places the organism in Eukaryota, Viridiplantae, Streptophyta, Magnoliopsida, Ericales, Theaceae.
AUGGUGAAGAAGGCCAAAACCAAGGCAACAGUGAUUCAGAUCGACUCCGAUGACACCUUGUCUAUAUCCAAGCUGGCCGAGGUUGAGAAAAGCACUUCCGCCGCAGAGAAGAGGCCCGCCGAGGCUGACCCCUCUGAAUCAACUAAGUCAAAGAAGCCGAGGUCGGACUCUGCAGUCACCUCGGGUUCUCUUAAAUCUGAUGACCCCUGGGCCCCCUCCAUCAUGAUUGAGGACAAACCAAUUAGAGCCGGUGACAGCGCCUCUGAUAUUGAGGUCGGCGUCGCCCUCUCCACUGCGCUGCUUCUUCCCAAUGACCUCAACUGUAUGGCCGAGGCGAUCCAGCACGCCCACUCCUUUGCAAUGCAACCAGAAGAAAUGAAGAAGGAGCUGGUCCACAAGACCAAGGAGGCUAUUGGUUUACUCAAAUCUUUAAAUAAUGCCGAGGCCAAGAUGAAAGCCUUGAUAGAUCAGGCCAAAGUAGCUAAGCAAGCUCAAGAUGAUGCCGAGGAAAAGGCAGGUGCUGCAAAGGCUGUUGCUGAGGAUGAGGGGGAAGAAAAAGAAGAAGAAGAUGGAGAGGAAAACGAAGACGAAGAGGCCGAGGUGGCAGCUGAUGCUGAAGUUUCUACUAGGGUCAAGUCCCUAACUCUGAAUGAGCAAGUCCUAGACUUGACUCAGGAUGAGGAGAACGAGGUCUCAAAAGGUGCCUCCCCCAAGAAGACUGCAUCCGAGGUGCCUAUUGCCGAGAAGAGCCUCGAUCAGACUCUACAAGAGAUCGACGCUGAGCACGAGGUUGAGAAUGCUGCCGAGAAGAUUUCCCAUUUGUCUUCUAGGGCCGAGACACAGCCUGCCACCGACGUCGAGUAG